CAGUGGAUUAAAAUGAUAAGGUGUCUGACUGUAAUUAUUCGUGUACAAAUUACAAAACAAUACCUAUCUGAGGAAUUGUAAGUAGUUAAAUUAUGUCUUUAAUACCAAAUGUAGUUGAUGGCGAGGCUUCUGAAUCAGAUACGGAAGUUGAACUUGGUCGAUCGCCGGAAAUAGCACCAAAAGCCAAGGGAUUUGUUAUUACAGGCGAAGCACCAGAAUCAGACGAUGAAUCAAAGUUACCAUCUCAUACAGACCAGAGUGAACUGGAUUCUCCUCUGCAUACAUCCAUGUUCCCACCCUCAUCGCCCACAAAGAUGAUGCAGACUUCAAUCCUUCAUCAGAAAUUAUGGGAAUGUAAUGUCUCAUUGAGAGCUACGUUAGAAGGUUUAAUGAAACAUACUAUAGACAUAUCUGUUGAGAAGUUGGGUAAGGCAGACAAGACAUUGCUGAGUGUGCAGGAAAGUAUGAGAUCAACAAAUGCGUCGCUGACAUUAGCGAAAGCCAGAUUGAAACAGAUUCACUCGGAAUUCGAAAAUAGUAACUGUGGUAAUGUGCUGCCAACUGUCACACUUGUCAACGUCACAGUGACAUGUCAGCUAACGCAUAAGCGAAAAUAUCACCUUCCUAUAAAUUAUUGA
Leptidea sinapis is the source of this 638-nucleotide messenger RNA. RefSeq lists its product as uncharacterized. The transcript has 5 exons. Bases 93 to 638 code for a protein of 181 amino acids. Lineage: Eukaryota; Metazoa; Arthropoda; Insecta; Lepidoptera; Pieridae. The record is from RefSeq and is a predicted model, not a curated record. Gene Ontology annotation, cellular component: BLOC-1 complex.